Messenger RNA from Alternaria ventricosa, 1026 nucleotides. RefSeq lists its product as uncharacterized. The transcript has a single exon. The record is from RefSeq and is a predicted model, not a curated record. Lineage: Eukaryota; Fungi; Ascomycota; Dothideomycetes; Pleosporales; Pleosporaceae. The coding region runs from base 1 to 1026 and encodes 341 amino acids.
AUGUCGACUUCCGAGCCAACCCACACACCACGACUCUGUCCUUUCUCAGUCCAUGUCUACCCCAUUCCUCCGAUCAACCCGAAGACAUGUGCAUACGAGCGCCGCCAUUCCAACUCGGCCAAAUGCAACAACGCCUUGGUCUUCAUUGGUGGGCUGGGAAGUGGUCCGCAUACAACCCACUACCUUGGGCCCUUGAACGACGCUUUGGAGAGAGCGAGUUUGAAAGACGGAGCUGAUGUACAGUACAGUAUCUGGGAGCUGAGGAUGCGAAGUAGUUAUACAGGGUUCGGAUAUGGAAGCUUGAAGGAAGACGCUGAAGAUCUGAAGGGGUUGGUGCAGUAUCUGAAGGAGAUUGGGAUGAAGAAGAUUGUGUUGAUAGGGAGUUCAACUGGCGAGUCUAUCCCACUGAGACGAUAUGCUCUUCUUCGGGUUUCGCUAGUUAAUAACGAGCAACAAGGAUGCCAGGCCAUCAUGACAUACGCAACUACCCUGCCAGCGCCUCCUCCGGUUGACGGUUACAUCAUGCAAGCUCCAACUUCAGAUCGCGAAACCGCUGGACUUCUUAUGCCACAGGAUCUCCUAUCAGCCAGUCUCAAGCAUGCCGAAGCUCUCAUCGCUAAAGGUGAAGAAAAAACCAUCAUGCCCAAUUCCUUCAUUCCACCCAUCAUCACAUCUCCCAUAACAGCAUACCGCUGGCACUCUCUAAUCUCCUUUGGAGGCGACGACGACUUCUUCUCUUCUGAUAUACCAGUUUCCGCUCUCCAGUCCACAUUUGGCAAACUGGACAAGCCGACGUUGAUUCUGAUGUCAGAGAAGGACGAGAUGGUUCCCUCGACUGUAGACAAGAAAGCCUUACUGGAGAGGUGGGUUGAUCAGAUUCCAGAUGGUUUUGCGAGAAAGCAGUGUCAGGUUAUUCCAUUCGAUGCUGACCACGAGCUCUCUGGUGGUGAAGCAAUGUGGUACUUCAUCGAGACGGUUGUCAAGUUCCUCGAGGAAAUCGAUGAGAAACCAGCUGGAAAGACAUGA